CUUUAGGCUGGAUAGAAGUGAAUGUCAGAGAGAGACACAGGACUGACAUCUGACAAACGUGCUUUGUGAGGAUAUGUGUGACAAAGAAAUGGGACCUGAACUGCAAAAUACCUCGGCUGAAGCUGUUAGCCUUGAUGGAACAAGUGCCUUCUCGCAAAUGGAACACAACAUCGUCGCUGGAUAUCUUAUUGCUGCAUGUGUGAUUAGUUUGUCCAGUAACCUUGUGGUGCUGAUGAUGUUUGUUAAGUUCAAAGAGUUGCGUAAUGCCACUAAUGCCAUCAUCAUUAAUCUGGCAUUCACUGAUGUUGGCGUGGCGGGCAUAGGUUACCCCAUGUCUGCUGCCUCUGACCUACAUGGCAGCUGGAAAUUCGGUUACACUGGUUGCCAGAUAUAUGCUGCUCUGAAUAUAUUCUUUGGCAUGGCCAGCAUUGGACUACUUACUGUGGUUGCCAUUGACAGAUACAUUAGCAUCUGCAGACCUGACAUAGGGCAAAAGAUGACCACACGCUCAUAUACACUCCUGAUUGUGGCUGCAUGGCUGAAUGCAGUGUUCUGGUCUUCCAUGCCAAUCGUGGGCUGGGCUGGAUACGCUCCUGAUCCAACUGGAGCCACCUGCACCAUCAACUGGAGGAACAACGAUGCGUCCUUCAUCUCCUACACUAUGGCGGUGAUUUCUGUUAACUUCAUUGUACCACUGUCGGUCAUGUUUUACUGCUACUACAAUGUUUCAGUCACCAUAAGGAGGUACAAGGCCAGCAACUGCCUGGACAGCAUCAACAUAGAUUGGUCAGAUCAGAUGGAUGUCACUAAGAUGUCCAUUGUGAUGAUUGUGAUGUUCCUGGUGGCCUGGUCUCCAUACUCCAUAGUGUGUCUCUGGGCAUCGUUUAGUGAUCCCAAAAAGAUUCCUGCACCAAUGGCCAUCAUCGCCCCGCUUUUCGCAAAGUCUUCCACCUUCUACAAUCCCUGCAUCUAUGUGAUCGCAAACAAGAAAUUCAGAAGAGCUAUAAUAGGAAUGCUACGAUGCCAGACCCGUCAGCGAAUCACCAUCAGCAACCAAGUCCCCAUGACUGCUUCUCAAUCACCUCUCAACCAAUAGAUGAUGACCUGUGGUAGUGCCUACGCACAGCUCCUAUCAUGCCCUCUGCUCAGCGCUGGACGCUGUUCCUGUCCUGCACCAUUAUGACACCGUAACAGUCUCAUUUGGAUUUAAAAGGCCCCAAUAUGGUUGUUUGCUGUGAAACAUACCAGCAGCUCAGCAACUACUGGUGUUAAGCUUAAUGCAGAAGAUUUAAUAAAGUCUUGGCUUUAUGGUGUAAAGUCUGUUGUUGUUUUUUGGGCCUAUUGUAUGCAAUCAUUUGUUGCUCAAGCUGUAUUCCUUUACACAGAUGGUCACGUACACUGCAUAAAAUGAUAUCUUGGGAAGUGAAAACAUCUUAAAUGUAGUUUAAGUAUCUAAUCUUUCUAAUUAUGAGAUUGUUGUAAGAAUUUUACAAUAUUACAUAACUUAUUUCUAGACAAUUUUACUUUUUAAGCAAUUUUAUCUUAUGAAAGUGUCUCAUUCGCUUGGCAGAUCGUUUUACUUGUUUCAUGCAUUAUUUCCUGACAUAAGCAAAAUUAUCUGCAAUAUUUCUUGAAACAAGUAAAGUGAUCUGCUAAUGGAAUGAGACACUUUAAUAAGACAAAAUUACUUAAAACAAGUAAAACUGUAUAGAAAUAGGUUGAAUAAUCAUAUAUUAUUCUCAUGACAAUCUCAUAAUGAGAAAUUUUAGAUAUAUUGACUACAUUUAAGAUGUUUUUACUUACUAUCAUUUAUUGCAGUGCAGCAAAGGUUAAUUAUACCAAAUACUCAAAGAUUUACUUAAAAUUACUUACAACAAGUGAAAAACGUCUAGAAAUAAGAUAAAGGCCCGAUAUCAUGGAAAACCAUGUUUUCUUGCUUUUUAGAAAUUUCGAAAGAGAUUAAUAUUAUAUGUAAACAUUUUGAAAGUUUUAAAACAAGCCAUUCACUCCUCAGUCCAUACAGUUUGUACAUGGAAACUUAUUUGCAAAAACAGCCUGUUUUCAAUUAAACUGAAUUCAUGAAGUCUUGAUAAACUAAAACAUGUAACAUUACGUAUGUCUGCCUAUUCAGCCUAAAGCAAAUAACCAGAGCAUAGCUCAUUUACAUAUAUAAGUCUUAAAGUACCAUAUUCAAUUACUAUGAAAUGAUGUAUUUUGAUGAUAAAUCUAGUUUAUUACAGCUUAACACACUGUGUAUACAGUAGUUACCUUGUAAUUUAAAUUUAUACAAGCACAGUUGGCAACUGGCAACUAACUGGCAGUGAUAUUU
Molecule: messenger RNA, 2329 nt
Organism: Colossoma macropomum (tambaqui)
Lineage: Eukaryota; Metazoa; Chordata; Actinopteri; Characiformes; Serrasalmidae
Gene: rrh
Product: retinal pigment epithelium-derived rhodopsin homolog
Exons: 7
Coding region: 74-1096 (340 amino acids)
Biological process (GO): G protein-coupled receptor signaling pathway; visual perception
Cellular component (GO): photoreceptor outer segment; membrane
Molecular function (GO): G protein-coupled receptor activity
Source: RefSeq, a predicted model, not a curated record